Messenger RNA from Nicotiana attenuata, 672 nucleotides. RefSeq lists its product as uncharacterized. The transcript is spliced from 4 exons. The record is from RefSeq and is a predicted model, not a curated record. Lineage: Eukaryota; Viridiplantae; Streptophyta; Magnoliopsida; Solanales; Solanaceae. The coding region runs from base 1 to 672 and encodes 223 amino acids.
AUGGAUCGUGCGGCGGGCGGAGGCUUCUUGAGAGGAUUCUCAGCUCCGAACGGGGUGUCCAGUGCCCGAAGAGUCUCUCAUUUGCUUUUUGCGGAUGACAUCCUGGUUUUCUGUGAUGCCGAUAUGGAUCAGUUGACCUACCUGAAGCAGGUCCUGCAGUGGUUUCAGAUAGUAUCAGGUCUCAAAAUCAACCUCGGCAAAUGUAAGGUGGGCUCCCUUCCCACUACUUACCCGGGUCUCCAAUUGGGCGCUUCGCAUAAGGAUACUACGGUUUGGAAUCCAGUGAUCGAAAGGGUUGAAAAAAGAUUAGUAGGCUGGCAGAAACGGUACUUGUCAAAAGGCGGAAAGGAAGUGCUCAUUAAAAACACUUUAUCGAGUAUGCCAACCUAUUACUUGUCCCUGUUGCAAGCUCCUGUGAGCAUCACAGAAAAACUGGAGCGGCUUCAAAGGAAUUUUCUUUGGGAUGCAACGGAUGGAACUAGAAAGUUGAUAACCUUUCUGCCUAGUGUUGUGAUUGGUCUGGUUGAGAGAACUGCAGCUAUCUGCAGUUUGCAAAGGCUCAAGUGUUUUAGUGACUUCCUGACCUUGAAGGUUCUCUCUCAGGAGGAACUUACUGCAACUUCUGAUGUCCCAAGAAGUGCUUUUGCAAUCUUUUUCCGUAACACGAUAUGA